GCGUUUUCAUCUCAGUUAUCGUUUGCUCUCGUUGGUAGACGAAAGUCACAGCCCAUUCGCAGCAGACAGGCGACAUGCGUGCGUGACCUGCGUUGCUGUCGGAAAAAAGGGAGAGGAAGCAAAAAAGCGUGCAGGUGGUAAUAAGAAGGGGUGCUCAGUAGCAGGGUGACACACGCUUCUAGGUGGAGACGUUCUUCAACGCUUUAGCAACUGCAACUGUUGUGCAAAAUGUGUAUGAAUUCAUAAGUGUAUCUUUGUUGAAUCAAUGUAGAAAUUGGCAUGGUGAAAUCUGCCUAGUGACUUUUUGCGUGGAAAUUGUGUAAAACCUUUGCGGGGCUUCAGUGAAAAUGGCUUUGAAAAAACAGUGUGGAAGUGUGUCACGUUUAAUGAAGCACAUCGAUCGAGGGAUGAUUAUGGAAUCCAGUUUUUAAAAGUUAUCAUUAUAAAGGAACUCCUAAAGGAAUCCACAAUACAAAAGCCAGUGUGUAACAUACAACUCAUUCUUGUCAAAUGGCACCGAUCAAUCUAACGCAACAGCUCAGGACGCGCAUCGGACGGACGACAUGGACGCAGCGACCCAUUUCAAUCUGAAGUUGUCAGGUCACGCAUAGUCAGCGCCCGUCCCGUCCCGUACGACAUCCCGACACCUACAUUCGAACAGGGCAAUCAAUCAUUUUAAACCUGUGACCCAACACGCCGAAACCAUUCGGAUCCGGGGAUGGACCGAGUCCGGGAGCGUGUGUAGCGCGGCGGAUUAAAUCAUUUCUCGGUGUGGCGUCCCUUCAGUAAUCAAGUUCUACAAACAGGGGUCGUAAAAAUUCCACAUACUCUCACACACACGCACACGCACACGCUGGAUCUGGACUAAAGGGGGUUCGGGUUGACUUGUACAAGCUCGAAGCUGAAACCGAUUGACGGCAAUAAAUGUCCAGCCAUGCCUGUCGGUGACAGAACCUGCGUCAAAGUUGUGGCUUCGCUCGUGACCCUGGUCGAUGGAUGUCAUCGGUGGAGUGGUUUUUCCGUAUCGUCCGGUACGUUCAGCGGUUUGUGGCUGGGACAGUAAUUAGCUUAGAAAACUGUCUGCGUUAGAGUGCUCGAAAGAAAGGGGACGAGAAAGAGUGCACGUGUGGUUGUGUGUGAAUGUGCGUCUGUGAAUAUGUUUAAGAGAAAAUGACUUAUGAAGGGUUAGCUCGCAGCGUGGAAAUAGAGUGGCAUUGAAGGAAGUAAAAGAAGGUCUCCAUACAUAUCAGCAGUAGAAACAGAAAGAGAGAAGAAAGAAAGUGAGUGUGUGUAAGGUUAAUGAAACCGUGGGUAGAAGGAGUAGUUACGUACAUUGUUGCGUAUCCUAACGAUUUUCUACGGGAAAAAGCCGUUGGAAAGAUGAAACGAUUGAGCGAUGAACUGAGCUGGAAGUGUAACUAUUUGUUUGCAUUGUGUAAUGCGUGUGACGGUGUGAAACAUAAAGCAGCACUCCUUACUACACAUGUGUGUAUAUGGAUACGCUAAUUGGUUCCCUGCUGGUAGAUGACAUUGGUGUGGCCCGACAGCGACAGCAGGUGCGUAUAGCUGAACAAUCACACACAGUGUGGUCAGCCGGGAUCGUUACCGAGCGUAGCGGGUUUGAUCAACAAAUACCGAGCACGACAUCGUCAACGAUUUUGGCCACGGUGGUAGGUGGCAGUGCAACGGUGGGCCUUGAGCCGGGGAGCAGCAUUCCGACACCGUUCGCAGUGUUGCUGGCGCACAAUCAGACAACCGGUGACCAUGGCUUCGGCCACGGAUUCACCGGGGAUGGUGGGGACGCAGGGGGCAGUGGCAGCGGCGAGGCCAUCGUCGGUCCGGCGGCUUCGAUCGGCAUCGGUGGGUCGCUCGGUGUGCCACUCGCCGGCGGUACUACGGUAGCGACGAUCGUGUCCUCGACGCUAGCGAACGCGACCCUGUCCGAGCACGAGCUGGACCUGGACACGAUCCGCAAGGUGAUCAUCUGCAUCGUACUGUUAGCUGUGAUAUUUGGCACGAUCGUCGGCAACAUACUGGUGUGUGUGGCCGUGUGUCUGGUGCGGAAACUGAGACGUCCCUGCAACUAUCUGCUCGUGUCCCUGGCCGUGUCGGACCUGUGCGUCGCUUGCCUAGUGAUGCCACCGGCGUUAAUGUACGAAGUGCUGGGCGAGUGGAACUUUGGGCGCGUGUUCUGUGAUAUCUGGGUGUCGUUUGAUGUGCUGUCCUGUACCGCUUCCAUCCUUAACCUGUGCGCCAUCUCCGUCGAUCGGUACUGGGCCAUCACGAAACCGCUCGAGUACGGUGUGAAGCGUACGCCCCGGCGAAUGAUGCUUUGCGUGGCGCUGGUGUGGUUGGCCGCGGCCUGCAUAUCCCUGCCGCCGCUGCUCAUCCUCGGCAACAAGCACACGAUCGGUGAAGGUCCCGACCAGCGGCCUUUCUGUGCCGUGUGUGAGGAUGUCGGGUAUCAGAUUUACGCCACACUCGGAUCUUUCUACAUUCCGCUCGCCGUGAUGCUGUUUGUUUACUAUCAAAUAUUUCGUGCCGCUCGGCGAAUAGUGAAGGACGAGAAGCGAGCACAGACACGGCUCGAGAACAGUUUGGCGGUCGAUAAAACGAGCACUACCACCGCUACGACAACGACGACGACCACGUCCAUGAGCUUGAAGCCACCGGACUCGAUCGUUCCGGCGAUGAGUGUUGGCGGCGGUUCCCCUCACCAGAAGAAGCUCCGGUUUCAGCUGGCCAAGGAGCGGAAGGCAUCGACCACGCUCGGUAUUAUCAUGUCGGCGUUCACGAUCUGCUGGCUACCCUUCUUCAUACUGGCGCUGGUGCGGCCGCUCAUGGACGAUGACUACCCGACACUGUCGUCGUUCUUUCUGUGGCUCGGGUAUGCCAACUCGCUGCUCAAUCCCAUCAUCUACGCCACGCUGAACCGCGACUUCCGGAAGCCGUUCCAGGAGAUCCUGUACUUCCGCUGCUCCAACCUGAACAUCCUGAUGCGGGAGGACUUCUAUCACAGCCAGUACGGUGAGCCAGGGUCGCAGCGGUUCGUGCUCGAGAACGAAGGGCAGCACACGGCGCGGGAAAGCUUUCUCUAACUCCGGUUUGGUUUUGUUUAUUUAACCGCGCGGGUCGAUUGUUCCUCGUAACAGUGCUAUCAUUCAUACCAGGAUGAUGCUUUUGGCCUAUCACUAAUAUUGUAUUCUGGUACGAAGGAAGAAGUCUGAUGCAGCCGGUUCUAUGCAAUUCGUACAGCCAUAGUAGUAUUAAAUGUUUCACUAGCACCGAUUGUCAUAUGUUUGAAGACGAAUUAAAACAAUUAUCGCCUUCAGCAGUUCCCCGAGAUAAUCGAGUACUUACUAGGUUUCCGUGAGACAAUUGGUUGGUUGCAUUUGUUGGGAAAUUAUUAAAUUAAUAAUUACUCACCGCCACAUGCACAGAUCCGAUGAAAAAUAGAGAGAGAGAAAGUAAAAAGAAAGCACACGUUAAAUAUGCUACAAACAUAAUAAAAAAAAGCACAAACCACACAAGCCGAUACAAUCACGCAGUCUACAUAGAUGGUAUGGUAAUCAUAACAAUCCAAAACAUUCGUAUUAGCCGUUCAACGCAAGCAUUAGGCUUUGUCGUUGAGGUAUAAACACAAUGCAUCUUUGUACUUUCAAGGGACUGCAGAAAGCUCACGUUAAGGGUGGAAUUCGGAAAAUAGGCGCCAAGUCAAAAAUAAGUUACUAGAGGGCAUGUAAAAGUAGCAAAAAACUGUUAGAUUAGUUUUGUUAGUAGCAGAUUCUCGAAUGUACGGCUAAUGUACUAGAAAGGCGAUGUCGGGUGAUUCUGUCAUAAAUCCAAGUAUAAUUAUGCUAGAUCUCAAAAGUACGAGCUUUAGUGUUUAUAAAAACGAAACGUAAUUAGUUGAAUGGCGUGAGAAAUACGGCUUAAAAAAAUCCCCGUUGAGUUUAGAAAAUCUGGUUUUGGUUAAUGUUUUUAGAGCCAGUUCGUUUAUUAAUUUGUCUCUAUGAGUCGGUUUUACAGUAGGAACGGAAAUGAGCAGAACAUAAGACUUUAAUGCGAACAAUUACUAUAUCGUAAGAAUUCUGACCGUAUCUUAAGGGUUUAGAGAAGGAUAUUUGAAGAAUUUACUCGUCAAACGAAAUGAACUCUUUUAGCAUGUAAACUAUAGUGUCUAGGUGUGAUCGUUUGUCGAUGAGGAGGAUAUGCAAGGUCAAGGUGAUACACCAAGGCAUAAUUUCCGUAGGUUCUAAUUGAACGGUGUGCAUCAUACUGACCGUCAAGGCGUACACCAACCGCUCAUAUGUCGCACAUCCCUGCGAUAGUCGUCGACACAUCGGAUAAAUGUGUUUAUUUUCGUUAUUGAUUUGUAUGUGUAUUACUGUAUGGGAAGGACAUAGGACUGCAUAACUGCAGACUCACACCGUCAAAAACGCAGACACACAAAUACAUUAGUAAACCUACAGGAACAAAAAUGCAGGUGUAUCAAAACGAAUCUUUCAAUACACACAGAAAUAAAAAAAUACCAAUUCACCUUAGACAGAGCGUAAUGCUUCACUAUUUGAACGGUAGGUGUAAAGAUAACUCGAUCGUGCGUGCGAUGCGUAUUACAACUAUUUACAAUUCAGCUCUCUAAACUACCAGCUAAGCAUAGCAGCGGGCAUGUGUCUAUGCGUGCACAGAAUCGAUUAUUUACAAGCAGAGCUUGAGUUGUUGCGUUGGUUUUGGACUAUUUUAUUGUUUUAUUUUUCUAUCGAUGAUUGAAUCUCUACUACAGGUCGUAUUUAUAGCAAAGCAAAACAAAAAUGGACACCGACUUUACUCUAAGAUGAAGCGUGACUUGAACCGGAACGCUACUCGUAUACCUUAACUGAGCUUUUUGGGGAAUCUGUUAUCGAAACACUAGAUUAUACGAGAAAGAUCGUGAAGCUCAAAUGGAAUCAUUUCUCAAAAUCAAUUCUUGAUAAAUGUGCUUCAGUAGGGAAAUGAUGUUAUGAUAUUAAAGGGGAGAUGAAAAAAAAGAAAACCGAAUACAAUACUUCAAUAUGGUAAAACGGUGAAAGUAUUCCAACCGACCCACUAACGGGUGGGUUGUCUAUAGUAGCAAAUGUAUUUGAAACAAAAGUCUGGUUGAUUUUAUACUGAACUCUAUAAACGCUCCUAUUGCUACGACGAUGUAAUGAAUGAAAAAGGUAAAUAAAUAUCAACUAGAAGUCUAACUAAAUGGAUGAACGAAGAAAAGGAGCAAGCUGAAAUGUGGAAUCUUAAACAAAAAAAAAAAAAACUGCUAAAAAUACUCCUGCCAAAAAUGGGCACGAAAGGAGGGCACAUAAAAUAAAACUAAAACAAAAUGA
This is a messenger RNA of Anopheles gambiae (African malaria mosquito), 5360 nucleotides long. RefSeq names its product 5-hydroxytryptamine receptor 1. Bases 1494 to 3098 code for a protein of 534 amino acids. Lineage: Eukaryota; Metazoa; Arthropoda; Insecta; Diptera; Culicidae. The transcript has 4 exons. The record is from RefSeq and is a predicted model, not a curated record. Gene Ontology annotation, cellular component: membrane. Gene Ontology annotation, molecular function: G protein-coupled amine receptor activity. Gene Ontology annotation, biological process: adenylate cyclase-activating adrenergic receptor signaling pathway.